CCCUAGUGCGCAAAGCGCAUAUAUAUCGUCCUCUUGUAAAUAUGAAACUCUGAAAGGCCGCCGAAGCAUUAGCAGCAGAAAGCUCAGAUCGAGACGGCUUAGGGUUCAGUUCUUGGAAAUCAGUCACCAUGACUUUCAAGAGAAGAAACGGCGGGAGAAACAAGCAUGGCCGUGGCCAUGUGAAGUUCAUCCGUUGCUCUAACUGUGGCAAAUGCUGCCCUAAGGACAAAGCUAUCAAGAGGUUUCUGGUGAGGAACAUUGUUGAGCAAGCUGCAGUUAGGGAUGUCCAGGAGGCUUGUGUUUAUGAUGCUUACACUCUUCCUAAGCUGUAUGCAAAGAUGCAAUACUGUGUUUCUUGCGCCAUCCACUCUCACGUUGUGAGGGUUCGAUCGCGGGAAAACAGGAGGAACCGUGAACCCCCACAGCGUUUCAGGCGUCGGGAGGAUACACCUAGGCCUGCAGCUCCUGGUGCACCUGGUCAGGCUCCACGCCCAGCUGGAGCGCCAGCUGCUCGUCCAUGAAAAGACACCACCACAUCUGCUGCUCCAUUGCUUUGAGGAUGUGCAUUGAGGCUAUUACUUUUGGCUGCUGCCUUUGCCUUAUUUCCAUGUUAUUGUUGAACGCGUGUUUGACUCUGAUUAUGACUAGUGUGUAGUAUCUUGUUGAGUUUAGUCUUAAAUGUCAUAGUAUCAUCUUGUGCUAAGGUAAUUGGAAAAGGUAGCAGGUUAUUCAAAACCUGAGUUUUUAUUUUCCAAUGGCUGUAGUAUGAAGUGAUAUUCUUACAAGUUUACAUCAAUUUUAUUCGUUUGAGCUAUUGCUUUUAGCAAAGAACUUGACCUGGUUGUUGGGAUGAUCCUUGAUCCGCAUA
Messenger RNA from Prunus avium (sweet cherry), 868 nucleotides. Its product is annotated as small ribosomal subunit protein eS26x. NCBI's taxonomy places the organism in Eukaryota, Viridiplantae, Streptophyta, Magnoliopsida, Rosales, Rosaceae. Gene Ontology annotation, molecular function: mRNA binding; structural constituent of ribosome. Gene Ontology annotation, biological process: translation. Gene Ontology annotation, cellular component: cytosolic small ribosomal subunit; ribosome. The record is from RefSeq and is a predicted model, not a curated record.